Molecule: messenger RNA, 522 nt
Organism: Olea europaea var. sylvestris
Lineage: Eukaryota; Viridiplantae; Streptophyta; Magnoliopsida; Lamiales; Oleaceae
Product: protein FAR1-RELATED SEQUENCE 9-like
Exons: 1
Coding region: 1-522 (173 amino acids)
Biological process (GO): regulation of DNA-templated transcription
Source: RefSeq, a predicted model, not a curated record
AUGAAUGCGUUCUUCGAUGGAUAUGUGCAUUCGAAGACAUCGUUGAAGCAAUUCGUCGAACAGUACGAACGUGCUCUCGGGAAUAAGGUCGAGAAGGAAUUCCAAGCUGAUUUCAAGUCGUUCUCUCAAAUGAUACCGUGUGCAACACAGUUCGAAAUGGAAGAACGGUUUCGAUCAGCUUACACCAUAUCGAAAUUUCGGGAAGUUCAAGAAGAGUUCACGGGUAAGGUCUACUGUAACGUCAUAUCUACGUUGGAAGGAUCUUCUGAGACGACGUAUAAUGUACGGGAGACUGUUAUGUAUGAUGGUCGUCACAAGAGAAAAACUUUCGUCGUCUCAUUUGUGAGAAAUAAUUGCAAAGUUGUUUGUAACUACCACUUGUUUGAGUUUAGGGGAAUACUUUGUAGGCAUGCAAUAGCGGUUUUGGACUGGAACGACAUUACAUGUAUUCCGAAUCGGUAUAUUUUGCGGAGAUGGAAGAGGGACAUUCGUAGAGCACACAUGAGAGUUCCAAUAAACUAG